Messenger RNA from Cynocephalus volans (Philippine flying lemur), 7203 nucleotides. RefSeq names its product insulin receptor substrate 2 (gene IRS2). Gene Ontology annotation, molecular function: insulin receptor binding; phosphatidylinositol 3-kinase binding. Gene Ontology annotation, cellular component: cytosol; plasma membrane. Bases 516 to 4754 code for a protein of 1412 amino acids. The record is from RefSeq and is a predicted model, not a curated record. The transcript has 3 exons. Lineage: Eukaryota; Metazoa; Chordata; Mammalia; Dermoptera; Cynocephalidae. Gene Ontology annotation, biological process: insulin receptor signaling pathway.
GCGGCGGGGACCGCGACGAGCCCGGGUCGCGGUUGGCGGCAGCAGCAGCAGCAGCAACAGUCCCGGCGGCGGCGCGGACCCCGAGUGCCCGGGCGAGCCCCGGCUCCCCGGAGCGCUGCUCGGCGGCGGCGGCACCCGUGCGGCCGCGCGCGCCGUAGGCUCGGCCCUGCGACUCGGGGACCCCGACUCUCGGCUCAGCCAGCGAGUCCCCAGGCGUCGCCGGAGAACCCGGGGAGGCAGCGACCGCCAGCAGCCGGGUGUGGGGGGGGCGGCCACCGCCCGGCGCCGGGCAUCCUCGGGAGCCCCGGAACGCGCAGGGCGCUGCGCCACCGAACUGUGCCGGCCCCCGCGGGCCUCCCGGGACCUGCCCCACCUCCCGGGCCCCAGGGACGCGUGAUCGGGCGGGCAGCCGGGCGAGCGGGUGGGAGGGAGCCGCCCCCGCCCGCGCCCCCUCCGCCCCCCGCCCGCGCCCCUCUCCACGCCGGGCCCGGGCGGCGCGGCCUGAGGCGCCCGCGAUGGCGAGCCCGCCGCUGCAGGGGCCCCCCGGGCCGGCGAGCGGCGACGGCCCCAACCUCAACAACAACAACAACAACAACAACCACAGCGUGCGCAAGUGCGGCUACCUGCGCAAACAGAAGCACGGCCACAAGCGCUUCUUCGUGCUGCGCGGGCCCGGCGCGGGCGGCGACGAGGCGACGGCGGGCGGGGGGUCGGCGCCGCAGCCGCCGCGGCUCGAGUACUACGAGAGCGAGAAGAAGUGGCGGAGCAAGGCGGGCGCCCCGAAGCGGGUGAUCGCGCUCGACUGCUGCCUCAACAUCAACAAGCGCGCGGACGCCAAGCACAAGUACCUCAUCGCCCUCUACACCAAGGACGAGUACUUCGCCGUGGCGGCCGAGAACGAACAGGAGCAGGAGGGCUGGUACCGCGCGCUCACCGACCUGGUCAGCGAGGGCCGCGCGGGCCCCGGCGACGCGCCCCCCGCCGUCCCCGCCAGCGCCGCGUCCUGCAGCGCCUCCCUGCCGGGCGCCCUGGGCGGCUCGGCCGGCGCCGAUGACAACUACGGGCUGGUGGCGCCCGCCACGGCCGCCUACCGUGAGGUGUGGCAGGUGAACCUGAAGCCCAAAGGCUUGGGCCAGACCAAGAACCUGACCGGCGUGUACCGCCUGUGCCUGUCGGCGCGCACCAUCGGCUUCGUGAAGCUCAACUGCGAGCAGCCGUCGGUGACCCUGCAGCUCAUGAACAUCCGCCGCUGCGGCCACUCGGACAGCUUCUUCUUCAUCGAGGUGGGCCGCUCGGCCGUCACGGGCCCCGGCGAGCUGUGGAUGCAGGCCGACGACUCGGUGGUGGCGCAGAACAUCCACGAGACCAUCCUGGAGGCCAUGAAGGCGCUCAAGGAGCUCUUCGAGUUCCGGCCGCGCAGUAAGAGCCAGUCGUCGGGGUCGUCGGCCACGCACCCCAUCAGUGUCCCCGGCGCGCGCCGCCACCACCACCUGGUCAACCUGCCUCCCAGCCAGACGGGCCUGGUGCGCCGCUCGCGCACGGACAGCCUGGCCGCCACUCCUCCGGCCACCAAGUGCAGCUCGUGCCGGGUGCGCACGGCCAGCGAGGGCGACGGUGGCGCGGCGGCCGGGGCAGGGGCGGCGGGCGGCAGGCCGGUGUCGGUAGCCGGGAGUCCCCUGAGCCCCGGGCCGGUGCGCGCGCCCCUGAGCCGCUCGCACACCCUGAGCGGCGGCUGCGGUGGCCGCGCGAGCAAAGUGCCGCUGGCGCCAGCAGGGGGCGCCCUGCAACACAGUCGUUCCAUGUCCAUGCCCGUGGCGCAGUCGCCCCCGGCCGCCACCAGCCCCGGCAGCCUGUCGUCCAGCAGCGGGCACGGCUCGGGCUCUUACCCACCCCCUCCAGGCCCGCACCCUCACCUGCCGCACCCCCUGCACCACCCCCCAGGCCAACGACCCUCCAGCGGCAGCGCCUCCGCCUCGGGCUCCCCCAGCGACCCUGGCUUCAUGUCCCUGGAUGAGUAUGGCUCCAGCCCUGGCGACCUGAGAGCCUUCUGCAGCCACAGGAGCAACACGCCCGAGUCCAUCGCGGAGACGCCCCCGGCCAGGGACGGCAGCGGAGGCGAGCUCUACGGGUACAUGACCAUGGACAGGCCCCUGAGCCACUGUGGCCGCCCCUACCGCAGGGUCUCAGGGGACGGCGCCCAGGACUUGGACCGAGGGCUGAGGAAGAGGACUUACUCUCUGACCACACCUGCCCGGCAGCGGCCAGUCCCCCAGCCCUCCUCCGCCUCCCUGGAUGAAUAUACCCUGAUGCGGGCCACCUUCUCUGGCAGCUCAGGCCGCCUCUGCCCCACCUGCCCCGCAUCGUCUCCCAAAGUGACCUACCACCCCUAUCCAGAGGACUACGGGGACAUCGAGAUUGGAUCCCACAGGAGCUCCAGCAGUAACCUGGGGACUGAUGACGGCUACAUGCCCAUGACCCCUGGUGUGGCCCUCAUGGGUGGUGGCAGCGGCAGCUGCAAGAGCGACGACUACAUGCCCAUGAGCCCCACCAGCGUGUCUGCCCCGAAGCAGAUCCUGCAGCCCAGAGCUGCCGCCGCAGCCUUGCCCCCGACAGGAGCGCCAGUGCCCGCGCCCAUCUCUGCAGCCGGCAGGACCUUUCCAGUGAACGGGGGCGGCUACAAGACCAGCUCUCCGGCGGAGAGCUCCCCCGAGGACAGUGGCUACAUGCGCAUGUGGUGUGGCUCCAAGCUGUCCAUGGAGAAUGCCGACAGCAAGCUGCUUCCCAACGGGGACUACCUCAACAUGUCCCCCAGUGACGCGGGCACCACCGGUACCCCACCUGACUUCUUCUCAGCAGCCUUGCACGGUGCGGGGGAUAUGCUCAAAGGCGUCCCUGGCUACUGCUACAGCUCUUUGCCCCGCUCUUACAAGGCCCCCUACUCCUGCAGUGGGGACAAUGACCAGUACGUGCUCAUGAGCUCCCCCGUGGGGCGGAUCCUGGAAGAGGAGAGGCUGGAGCCGCAGGCCCCCCCGGGGACCACCCAGUCGGCCAGCGCCUUUGGGGCCGCCGGGGGUAGCCACACCCAGCCUCAUCACCCAGUGGUGCCUUCACCGGUGAGGCCAAGUGGCAGUGGUGGUGGCGGCCGCCCAGAAGGCUUCCUGACCCAGCGCUGUCGGGCGGUGCGGCCCACGCGCCUGUCCCUCGAGGGGCUGCAGACCCUGCCCAGCAUGCACGAGUACCCUCUGCCCGCAGAGCCCAAGAGCCCUGGCGAGUACAUCAACAUCGACUUCAGCGAGGCAGGGGCCCGCCUGUCACCGCAUGCCCCUCCGCUGCUCGCAUCGGCCGCCUCGUCGUCCUCGCUGCUGUCGGCCGGUAGCCCAGCCUCAUCCCUGGGCUCGGGCACCCCAGGCACGAGCAGUGACAGCCGGCAGCGCUCCCCACUGUCCGACUAUAUGAACCUCGACUUCAGCUCCCCCAAGUCACCCAAGCCGGGCACCCAGAGUGGGGACCCCGUGGGCUCCUUGGAUGCCCUCCUCUCCCCUGAGGUCGCCUCCCCGUGCCCGCCACUGCCCCCGCGUCCUUCCGCCUCGCCCUCGUCCUCUUUGCAGCCGCAGCCCCCAGCCCCGCCGCCCCCAGGGGAGCUGUACCGCCUGACUCCAGCGUCAGCCUCUGCCACCUCCCAGGGCCCCAGCGUUGCCUCCUCGUCGUCCUCUGAGCCUGGGGACAAUGGUGACUACACCGAGAUGGCCUUUGGCGUGGCUGCCACCCCGCCACAACCCAUUGCGGCACCCCCAAAGCUGGAAGGCGCCCGAGUGAGCAGCCCGACGUCAGGCGUGAAGAGGCUGAGCCUCAUGGAUCAGGUGUCGGGGGUUGAGGCCUUCCUUCAGGCCGGCCAGCCCCCAGACCCACACAGGGGGGCCAAGGUCAUCCGUGCAGACCCACAGGGAGGCCGCCGCCGCCACAGCUCGGAGACCUUCUCUUCUACCACCACUGUCACCCCCGUGUCCCCAUCCUUCGCCCACAACCCUAAGCGACACAACUCGGCUUCUGUGGAAAACGUCUCUCUCAGGAAAAGCAGCGAGGGCAGCAGUGGGGGUGUCCUCUGUGGGGGACUUGGUGGAGGUGACGAGCCCCCCACAUCCCCCCGCCAAUUGCAGCCAUCGCUCCCGGUGCCCUCACUCCCAACGCAGGCUCGGCCAUGGCCCCCGGGUCAGCCUGGGGGCUUGGUGAGCUGUCCUGGAGGCAGUGGUUCUCUGAUGCGCAGAGAGACCUCUGCCGGCUUCCAGAAUGGUCUCAACUACAUUGCCAUCGACGUGAGGGAUGAGCCUGGGCCGUCGCCGCAGCCGCAGCAGCAUCCACAACCGGGAGAUAAGAGCUCCUGGGGCCGGACCCUUAGCCUCGGGGGUGUCAUCAGUGCUGUGGGGAGCAGCAGCUCCAACGGGGCGUGUGGCGGGGUGGGCCCUGGCACCCUGACCUCUGCCAACACCUACGCCAGCAUUGAUUUCUUGUCCCAUCACCUGAAGGAGGCCACCAUCGUGAAAGACAUGCACGACCUGUCUAGGAAAGCCCCCUUCCCUUCAUGUGCAAAGGAGGCUUCCUUGCCGCCAGCAGCCCCCAGCGCGCACAGCGCCGCUCCCUGCGCCGAGAACCCCCUGCUGCUGGACCCCCUGCCUUCCGCUGUGGUGGCCAAUGCAGUUGGAGGAGGGAAACCCCACUUGGCUGGGCAGCUCUGUGUUACCAACCCAUCAGGCUGAUGUGGGAGUCGGCUCCAGAGUGAAGACCUGUGUGGCUUUAUCACCAGGAUGUCUCUCAUCAGAAACUAUCAUAAAAAGGAGAUGCUCGGCAUUUUUUUCAGCCUGAAGCUGCUUGCAGUUUUUUUUGGGAUCUGAGCAGUGACAACAUCGUGAAACAUCUGUGACUGCAUCAGGACAAGGAUCCAGUGAGGCAGGAACACCUGCCUCCCCUUGUUCCAUGCGGGGCAGUCAUCAUUGUGCUAUUUGUGUUGUGUUGUGUUUUGUUUUUUUAACAAAAUCAGUUGAAGUCGUUCUCAAGAAAAUUGGGUGUUUUCAUUGGCCCUCUUAAAUGGUGGCCAGUGUCUUAAUUUCUCCUUAUUUCCAUUUUGGCAAAGCAAAUUUAUCCCUCAGCAUGCUAGGAGAUUCUACCAAUACCUAUUAAAGUGGUAAAAUCUGGUAUUUACUGGCAUAUGCUCAAAACUACCACAGUCCUACCUCAGUUCAAGGUAAAGCCGGAUUUGCGUGGUGGGGUACGGCAGGACGUCCCACGCGGCUCUGCCCUGAGUGUCGGAAGCUUGGUCAUCGGCCUCACUGAGCUGGUUCCAAGCAGGCACUGUGGGAUUCCCAUCCACGUACCUGCAAUGUUGACCGCACACAGAGCCCAUUGUGGGACUGACGUUUCUCACAGAUGUGAAAUCUGGGAUUGGACUUUGAAGACAGAUUAAUAAAUAAUAACUAUGAUAUGUAACCGAAGCAACCUACUUUUGAAAAUCAUCAACUGUAUUAAGUAGGGGAUGGGAGGGAAGGGAUUUGGGAAGGGAAUGAAUAUCUCUUUUUACCUUUAACAGACUUGUUUAAUCUCUUAUGUAGAUGUUUAUGUAGGAACUUCAAAUUGCAAGAGCCUUUUAUCGUAUCUACAAGCUCAAUGUCUCUGCUGCCCUUAAUCUUGGGCUUGCGUUUCUUUAACCAAAAAUUCACGUAGGCAUGCUAGCAGUUCAAGGGUGGUCCAGGUCUGCCUGAUUGCAUUUAAAAAGUAUCUUUAAUAUAAUGCUAUUGUGUUGGCCAAGGAGGCUGCCCUGAACAAAAAAAGACAAAACAGAAAAGAAAGAAACUAACAAAAGAGAGGCAUUCUGACCUCUGUGCUAUUAAUGGAAAAGAAGGAGAAACCAAUCUCUCGGUACAUGUCACUUGUCGAAACAAUUCCUGACAAGACUGCCCUUGUUUUAUGUUUUCAGUGUUCUGAAAAUAUCAGUGUUGUGGCGAUUAUCACAGAUGUCACCCUAAAACUGCUGAACUUGACCAGCAGAAUGUUGUCAUCCUGCUGCUCCCUGGCACGUGCUUGGAGGGCUGACCCUUCCUCCCGCGGUGCACCCAGUGCCUGUCUUCUCUGAUAGUCAUGUAGAGGUUACACUAAUUCAUCGGGGAUGUGAGUUGUUGGUUUUUUGUUUUGUUUUGUUCUUUGCAGAAAAAAAAUAUAUAAAUAUAUAGAUAUAUAUCACUAUAGAAUAAUGCAUUAAUAAAAUGAGGCUUUUUUAGAGGAAGACCAAAAACUUCAAUGUGUUAAAAAUAUAUUUAAUGGCAAUGCAGAAGUCUUCCUGCGUCCAUGCUGAACUUUUAGAACAGAAGAUUGUAUUGCAAGACGAAGUUGAAUGUAAAGUGAUCCCCUGAACAUUUUUAAGGUUUUACUUUUCUGAAAUUACACAUCACAGCAGUGCAUAGGCCAUCCAAUGUUAGUUUGAAGGUCAAUUUCAGUGUAUGAUAUACUUUAUUAAGAUGUAUACAGUGUCCUAAAGAUUUUAUUUAGUUUUGGGAAUAGGCGUGGGUGGGUGGUAUUUGCUCUAUAACUCCCCCAGAUACGUACAAUAGGACUGAACAUGGACCCUGCCGAACACAGUGUAUUGACAUAUAUUUACUAGCCUUCUAUGCUUAGAGUAGCCAUGACACUACCCAAGUGGUUCAUGUUCACACUGCAAUUUAGAGCAAGCAAAAAAUGGAUAAAGUACUAAAUUUUCCUCUAUCCUGUACAUUUCAAAAGAAAAAAAGGCAUAUGCAAUAUUUACAUUUUUAAUUUAGUUUACAGAAUGGAACCAAAAUGUAUAAAUGUUAUGUUUGCUAAAACUUCACGAUGUAUAUUGGGUCUUUGUACAUUUUGCCUGACUUACCUUAAAUUUAAAAUAUUUUUUGCUAUAUAAACUUUAACAGUUAUUAAACAGUGUUUUCUUUUUGGGUACGUAUUGUUUCUGGAUAUCAAGAUGUUAAAUAUAUUUCUUGCUAUUGUGAUAUGACAAGAGACUUAACUUAUCUUGCUGUGUCUUCCACUUACACGCUGUAUAUAGGGGUCGACGUGACGCUGCGGGAGACAAGAGUAAACUGGACUAGAAUAGUGCAUUGUAUUUAGUCUGUAUUGAUCAUGGAUGCCCUCCUUAAUAGCCAUAUGCAAUAAAAUAAAAUACAUUAUUUAUGAAAUGAA